This is a messenger RNA of Lytechinus pictus (painted urchin), 5533 nucleotides long. Its product is annotated as tRNA (adenine(58)-N(1))-methyltransferase non-catalytic subunit TRM6-like. The record is from RefSeq and is a predicted model, not a curated record. Lineage: Eukaryota; Metazoa; Echinodermata; Echinoidea; Temnopleuroida; Toxopneustidae. Gene Ontology annotation, biological process: tRNA methylation. The transcript has 11 exons. Bases 576 to 2240 code for a protein of 554 amino acids. Gene Ontology annotation, cellular component: nucleus; tRNA (m1A) methyltransferase complex.
GACGCAGCUAGCGCGGCCUCGAUCCGCCGGGUGCGCUCGCGCUUAGGCGAUGGUCGAAAAGCGCUCUACGGCCGCUUUUCACCAAAAUUGUAGCAGAUCAAUGCGACCGAAACGGUAUCCAUGGUAUCCACUCGUCAAUGUAAGUGGCACCCCCGGGCGUACUGUCCAUAGUGUUAUUUUAUUAUCUCUUUGUAUCGGAAACUUCGUUUUACCGAAUUGCCAUGCACUCUCUCCGACGCGUUUGAAGUCUUAGACAGCAUGGCAUACUACCAGCCGAUGGUACACACACGCACACACACACACGUUAUUUGACAACUUGUCUCUGGAGCCAAAGUUCCUCGCAUAUAACUAUCUGCAUGCCUGCACGCAGUGUGUAUUGAACACGCACGACCACGAUCUAAUGAAUAUUCAUCGGCGAGACUGACGUCAUUUUACGAGUCUCCUUUCAAACUUGGAUCAAAAGUGCCUACCAUGUACAAAAUUGUCCCGAGAAUCCACUAACUCGUGAGGUCGUAGAUGCCGUGUUCACAUUCAAUAAUCCAGCUGUUUUGUGUGAUUUGUAUUCAUCCACUUCGAUGGAUCAUCAAAAUUUGAUAGCGGAGGGUGACAAUGUCAUACUGAAGAAAGAUAAAACCUUGAGAGUGUACAGAGCUCUUAAAAAAGAGAAAGCAGUUCUGGAGAAAAGGCAUUUUUCUCUUGCCCCCGUCAUUGGUCAUCCCUAUGGUUCUACAUGGGAGCUUCAGGGAAACAAUCUUGUACAAGUUCUUGAGAAGACAACAUCACAAGACUUGGCUCAACAGAUAGAUAAAGGAGGUGCUGAUAAUAGAGGUAUAUUUGGUGAUGAUUCUUCCCAAAAGCUUGAUAAAGAUGAUAUCAUGGAUCUCAAGGGACAAGGGAAGAGUGGACAGGAGAUAAUUGACCAAUUGAUUGAGAAUAGCUCUUCCUUCAAUGAGAGAACUGUAUAUUCCAAAGCAAAGUACCUCAAAAAGAAAAGAAACAAGCAUAUCCUGAGAUUUGUGGUACUUCGGCCGUGUACAAGACUCAUGUGCGAGAUGUAUUUCAACAGAGCACCAUCAAAAGUCAUACAAAUCCGCAUUGACACAAUGGCCCAGCUCCUGACAGCCGCCAAUGUACAAUCUGGAAUGAAAGUGAUGGUUUUAGAACACUGUCACGGUCUGCUGGUGGCAGCCAUCAUGGAAAGACUUGGAGGUAAAGGGACAGUUGUCCAUUUUCAUUCCGAAGACGGGCCUAUGAAUUCUGCACUCCAAGCUUUCAACUUUCCACAAGAAAGCAAAGAAAUGAUAAGGCCAUUCAAUCUCAGAGAUUUCCAUGAAAAACUCAUCCUAAAGAAACCAGUUGAGACGAUUAGUGCAGAAUCUAAAGAUCUGAAUACAAGCCAGAAAGAAGAUGAAGUAAUAAACAAAGGAUGUGAUCUUUCAGAGGAACCAGUUGCUAUGGAAACAGACUCAAACACAAACGAUAACCCAGAUGUUGUUGCUGGUCAAAAUAAUGCUGCAGAAUCAUCAGCCACACCAGAGAAAUCUAAGGACCUUACCGCCAACGAGACAGAAAACAAUGUAACCAAAAAAGAAUGUGAUCAUUUAAAAGAACCUGUUGCCUUGGUAACAGACUCUAGCAAAAACUGUUUACCAGAUUCUGUUACUGGUGAGAAUGAUGCAGUAAUAGCCAAACCAGAGGAAGGAAAUGGAGUUGUGUCAUUAGAUGCAGAAGAUCGCAUCACUGGAACCAGUGAAGGGGUUUCCAUAGCAACAGAUGCAGCUGAUAAGAAGCAAGAGGAGCAAACAUCAGGCGUCACUUUAUUACCUACAGACAAAGCACAGAAGAGAACAGCCAGGUUCAUGAAAUUUCUGGAUUCAGACGGUGAGACGAGAAGAGAAAGAAAAAGGCAGAAGCUUGAUCAAAUGGCAAAAACGACUGAGCUGCUGCUGGAGAAAAAUAUGGAUACGUUAUUGAUUGCAACAAAGUUCCACCCUGCCCCUAUUCUUUUAGCGCUCAUUGACCAUCUAGGUUUAUCAAGGCCUUUUGCUGUCUUCUCUCCCUAUAAAGAGGCUCUUGUAGAAUGUUAUGUGAAGCUUCGUGAGAUGGGAGGAGUUAUCAAUCUCAACAUAACAGAAACAUGGCAUAGAGAAUACCAAGUACUACCAGACAGGACACACCCCAUGAUUUCAAUGAACCAUGCAGGAGGAUACAUACUCACUGGGAUGCAUGUAGGAAAGUGAGAGAUGAGACGUUCACUGAUUGAAGACCUCAGUCAAGAUUGCAAGCAAAGCCUCCUUUUGAUUCGAUGCAGCUAAGAAGACUUAGCAAUACUUUUUUUUAAAACAUGUCGAGACAAAUAGCCCCAGUUCAUGUAUUGAAGGUGCAUUAUUUGCUUCAAGUUUUGAGAAUUGACCAGUUUUAUGGACAAUAUUAUUAGCGGGCUUUCGGCCUUUCGCAGAUGGUGACGGGAGCCUCUAAUGCAGGGAGGUCAGUCAACUGCGAUCGUACCCAAACAAACUUCCUGUCUCGGCCAAAUCUCAGUUUUGCAGUUGUGUAUACAAAACGCCAAUUUGUUUACAGAAAUUACAGCAUAAUAACACAUGAACUUUGCUAGCACUAUGCACAUACUUUUAUGCAUGCCAUGCAUGAAUCUUGUUUACUUUUUCGCACACAAUUGCAACAACAGCCCUGAUUGGCUAAUUCCAUGCCCAGGUAUCGUGGCCGAAUUGAACACUAGUUUGACUCAGUACUGUUGUACAUCUCGGCAGUACGGGGGAAUUUCUUGAGAUUGGGGUACCCCCUGCUGAGAUUUUUCCGGAUGAUCCAUUCCCGUCCUGUUUGCGAAAGCCAACUAUUGUGUCAUAAUUGAUUUUGUUAUACCAUGUCAGUUGCGGUAAAAAUCAUGAGCCAUUGAGCCACAACCCAUGAGAUAUCGUUUGUCUAUGUAACUAGGGACAGAGCCUGUAUUGCUCUAAUAUUUUUUAAAGAAUUUAUUCCUGAUGCAACUUUUUAAUAUGGGCAACAAACAAAAUCCUUCCUCUGCAGCCUUUUUACAUCUCAUUUUCAAUUGACUUUGUACACUAAUAUUGGUGAGCAUUGUUGAUUAGCUAUGUUGUGACAUGUCGGAAUGAUCCUCAAAUCUGCAUUUAAAGGGGUAAUUAAUCUGACUGGAGUAUCCAAGCACUUAACAGCAAGGUUGGAAUAGAGCUUGACAUACAAAAUUAAUUUUUUUAUCUUUGACUCUUUUAAAAAAAACAAAAAUAUUGCUUAAACUUGGUUGGUAUUUUUCAUUUAGAUGAUAUGAUUCUACUCAUUUUUUUCUCAUUUAUCCUACAAGACCAAUCAUUAUACUGUUUUUUUUUUUCAAAUUCAUUUGAGUAAUAAUGUUAUUGAAUAUUUGCACUAAAUUUCAGGAUGGGUUGAUUUUGUUUGUGUGAAUGAAUGCCCAGUUUCCUCUGAUUAAAGGUAUUGUUUAACUUUGUGAGCAGCCGAUUUAAAAAAUUCUCAAACCAAGAUGAAACAUGUGUACAAGUGCAUGUAUUAGAACUAAUAAACCCUGAAAACAACCAUUAUUGAGAGUGAAAAGCUAAAACUACAAGGCAAACCCCGAUUUUGUAAAUAGGCGUCUUAUAGACGCCUAAAUAGUACACAUAAGUGUAUGGGAUGAAAUUAAGAUGGUGUUUACGGUCACUUUAUAUUUCAAGUUUUGAAGCGCUAAAUAAUUAUUUUCGAACGCAAUUUUUCCGGGCUUCAUUUUUGUAACAUAUCACAGACACAGGUGACAAGUGUGACCUUCUAGCUCAGAUUUUUUAAAAGUCAAACCAAUGUUAACCAAUCACUUUAACCUUCCAAGAUCAUAUACUAUUUAGCAACAGUUUAUACCAACAUUGGUUAUUCUGAUAAAGUUCUAGAACCAGGUAUUGACCAAUUUUGAAUGAAGAGGAUUGAAUACCUAAGUAAAAUGAACACAUUUCUCUGGUUUAUCAUACAAGGCCGUGCACAACACUGCAUAUUCAGAAGAUUUGUUGUGAUUUGGAUUUGAAUAACAGCAGAAUGAUAAAAUUUGAGUUCUGCAGAUUUAAUGAAUAGUCCCACACAAUAAUUCUUCAAUUCUUUAGUGCAUAGCUGCAAUUAUAAUGACCGAAAAUUCUGGACAUCUUGAGUAGAGUUGUAUUGCUUGUUCUGGUACAAUGUUACUUUAAUAGUGAACAUAAUGUUUUGUACAAUAAAGCCAACAUAAGACCUUUCAUUAAGAGAUUUCUAUAUCUGAAAUGGAGUGUUAGAGGUUUUUACAAUAUAUUAUUGGUAUAAAAGAAAAAAUCGAAUUUCAAUGUAAUUUAUCCUAAAAGAAAAACUUGCAUAAGCCUACAUUUUAACAAGCUUUUUAUAAGAUUUGAGAAUUGUAAACUUUUUACUGAAACAAGAGUUUGACGAUGUUAAACCAACUUCUUGAAUAAAUUCAGAUAUAUACAGUACCAAAGCCCUAAGGUUAGGUUCAUGUACAAUAUGGUAUUUCUAAUUAAUAUCUGCAUCAAAUGUUUGCAUUUAUUUAGCAAAGAGUGGUUCAUGAAGAAACAGAACACUAUUUGAAUUUAAUCAAGAGUUGGAACUGGAGAUUUUAUAAUUUUUUUUAAAGUAAAUUUUGUGUUUUAUAUAUUCAUGACUGAAAAAAUACAUUUCAAAAGAGAAAUUGGUAAAAAUGCAUUAAAAAAGUAUUUUGACAAUUUAUGACAAAUAGAGAAUAGUUUAUCACCUGAUUUCAUAUCCUCUUAAUGACUAAAUAUAACUCAGGAACAAAGAUUACAAGGAAAGUACAAGGCUGUGUUUUUAUUGUUAAAUUGUAUGUCAUGUUCAGUUUAUUUUAUUCAAUAAUCUUCAUAUUGAUUAAGUUUUCAUCAAGUAAGUGAAGUUGAAAUACCCGGGUCCCAUUUCAUAAAAUGUUGCUACGAAAACAGCUCUUGCUGGAAUAUCAACUUUCAUUGGAAGAGCCAAGCAGGAAGUAUAGUUCUAAUUGUUGUCAUGGUAGUUGACAUUCCAGUAAGACUUGCUGUCAAAUCAACUUUUUAUGAAAUGGGGCCCAGAUCGCCUUGUAUAAUGACAAAAAAUAGAAUAAAUUGAGUUAUCACAAUAUCUGUUUACCUUAAUCAAAUUGGCAAGUCCAUUAUUAUUAAAUGAGGUUUUAAAAAAUGAAUAUAGAUUUUUCAAGGAAAUGUGUAUUGGCUAUGGAUAUGAUUUGUAGUGGACCUUCAAGUUUUUAUUCAAAAUUCAAUGUUCAUUUAUUCCAAGCAAAAUAGCAUUUAGAAAUUCCUAAUUAUUGUAUGCCUUUUCUAAAUCGUAACAAACAUGCAAAAUGUUGAAGAUCAGGCUCUAUCAGAGGUUAUUAAGUAUUAAUGAUAGGACAAAGCAGGAUGUACCUCCUGUUCCCAUGUACCUAAAGAAGAUGCAAAGAACUGGGUGACCUGCAGAACAAUUGUACAUAUGUUAACUGCAUUUGUCAAUAUUAAAAGGACUACAAUUUUAUGGAAAAUAUAUU